Messenger RNA from Pteropus alecto (black flying fox), 851 nucleotides. Its product is annotated as glutathione S-transferase Mu 5. Gene Ontology annotation, biological process: glutathione metabolic process. The record is from RefSeq and is a predicted model, not a curated record. NCBI's taxonomy places the organism in Eukaryota, Metazoa, Chordata, Mammalia, Chiroptera, Pteropodidae. The transcript is spliced from 8 exons. Gene Ontology annotation, molecular function: glutathione transferase activity. The coding region runs from base 70 to 750 and encodes 226 amino acids.
UCAGCUAUAAAGCCCCGCGCGUUCGCGCGCCCCACCUCCAGUUCCCAAAGGCGCGGAGGGGUGGUCGCCAUGUCGUCGUCCAAGUCGGCUGUGGUUCUCGGUUACUGGGAUAUUCGCGGGCUGGCGCACGCCAUCCGCUUGCUCCUGGAGUUCACCGAUACUUCCUACGAGGAGAAACGGUACACGUGUGGGGAAGCUCCCGACUAUGAUAGAAGCCAGUGGCUGGACGUGAAAUUCAAGCUGGACCUGGACUUCCCUAACCUGCCAUACCUCAUGGACGGUAAGAAUAAGAUCACCCAGAGCAAUGCCAUCUUGCGCUACAUCGCUCGCAAGCACAAUAUGUGCGGUGAUACUGAAGAAGAAAAGAUUCGAGUGGACAUUAUGGAGAACCAAAUAAUGGACUUCCGCAUGCAGCUAACACGACUCUGCUACAACCCUGACCAUGAAAAAUUGAAGCCUCAAUACUUGGAACAGCUGCCUGUACAACUGAAACAAUUCUCCUUGUUCCUGGGGAAAUUCUCAUGGUUUGCAGGAGAAAAGCUCACCUUUGUGGAUUUUCUCACCUAUGAUGUCUUAGAUCAGAACCGCAUGUUUGAGCCCAAGUGCCUGGAGGAAUUUCCAAAUCUGAAGGCUUUCAUGUGCCGUUUUGAGGCUUUAGAGAAAAUCGCUGCCUACAUGCAAUCUGACCGUUUCUUCAAAAUGCCCAUCAACAACAAGAUGGCUCAGUGGGGCCAAAAGAGAACAUGCUGAGCAGGCGGCCAGCUUCCACUCCAUCCUGUCCAUUCCAUCCUUCCCUGUGGGCCCUGUAUUCUCUCUUCUCUGCUCUUUUCAAUAAAUAGCACUUAGGCUAC